Messenger RNA from Anthostomella pinea, 978 nucleotides. The record is from the annotation of a GenBank genome assembly. Lineage: Eukaryota; Fungi; Ascomycota; Sordariomycetes; Xylariales; Xylariaceae.
AUGAAGAGGCGGGUCAAAAUCGCCUACGCACAGGACGAGCCUCUUGACAAAAUUUCGAAGCAGGAGAUUGUCACGCUGAACGAAAGCCAUCCCGAACUUGUCGGGAUUGCGCCAACGAUCCUGAGCGAAAUUCACGGCGACCUCAAUAUCCAAAACGUACUCACUCGGCUGGACCCCGAUGAUGAUGAGGAUAUUGCGCUUAUCGACCCUCGCGGUGUCCCACUUCUUGGCAACGACUCCAACAAGGUGUUUGAGCGCGGCGACUAUUGCUACGAUAUCUCCAAACUGCCAUUCUCCCUGGGUGGCUUUUCGGAGAUCAGAAAGCAGCUUAUUGACUAUACUGUCGACGGCGAUUCCCACUCACUCAAGAUACAGCAGCACCCGGGCUCAGACACUAUGGACGGUGCCGCUCACCUGCUCAUCCCGAAGCUUGCAGUUAAUAAGGUGAUGAAGCAGAUUGAAAAUGUCGAACACGACGGUGUUCGAUCCUUUGAGCUACGGGUGAAGGUUGGGAAAUCGGCGCACUUUGUUGCGGAUUGCGCUUGCGCCCUUGGAAGGGACACACCCUGGGAGAUUGUUCCUCUCUUCCUUCUAGGACUACAGAAGCUGAACGGCAUUAUCGACCUGUUGGAAGGCGGUGCUCUUCUGGGGUAUCAGCCAGCGGCGAGCAACUCCACAAGGCUACCAGCGCCUUCAGCUUGGCUCCAGGACGAGCCACAAGAUAACAUUGCCAUGUUCGCGGCCGACAUGGGCGUGUCCGCCUCCGCAAUCCCGUCUGACCACCCCGAUGCGUCCCACUUCGUCCUGGCGCCGGAGCUCGGUCUCGGAACAGCCCCAUAUGACCUCGUACUAUGUGACGCUUGCACAAGUUGCUCAACCGUUCACGGUCUUCAGGCGAAAUUGGAAAUGCAAAGUUCUCAUAUUCUUGCCACAUUUGCUUUGUCCGAGGAGAAUCUGCGUCUGCCCAUGGCUUUCUGA